AAAUCGUGAGCAAUAGGCAACGGCGAGUUUUUGUGGGGCGCCAAGGAAUCGCGGGAACGGAAAUAAGGAACGGGAAAACGCCGCGUCGUACACGUCGGUUGUCGUUCCGACGCUUAACCUCAAAGUGGCGUGACGGCGUGACGGUGUCAUUUUGGCGGCAAGGCCACGCGCGUUGCCGGGGAACGUAUGUGUUCGAGCGAGCCGAAAGGAGACUAACGAAGGGGGAAUUUCGAAGAUUGUCGAGCAGAGCUUUGCGCCAAGGUUCAAAGAUGACGGAACACCGAAGAAGAACGUCAACGGAGGAGAGCCUGCAAUGUAUCAGGCAAUCUCUGAAAUCGGAAGAAAUGGAUCAUGAAGGAACUCAUUUUGACUUGCUUAUCCCGCAUGUUUUUGUUAUCUUUGGAGCGUCUGGUGAUCUUGCCAAGAAGAAAAUCUAUCCCACUAUCUGGUGGCUCUUUCGGGAUAAUCUCCUCCCCAAACCAACUACCUUUAUCGGCUAUGCCAGAAGUAAAUUGACGAUACAACAAUUGCGUGAAAAGUGCCAUCCAUACAUGAAAGUGAAAUCGGACGAGCAGGAGAAGUAUGAAGAAUUUUGGAAGCUGAAUCAUUAUAUGGCUGGCUCUUAUGAUCAAAAAAAAGACUUUGAGCUACUGAAUCGCGAAUUACAAAAGUAUGAACAGGGCAAUACUGCGCACAGAUUGUUUUAUUUGGCCUUACCACCGAGUGUGUUCGAAUGCGUUACGGUACGCAUUCGACUUACCUGCAUGGCAGAAAAAGGCUGGACAAGAGUUAUAAUCGAGAAACCAUUCGGCCGCGACGCCGCCUCGUCGCAAAAGCUCUCUGAUCAUUUGGCAACGUUGUUUAGCGAAGAUCAAAUUUAUCGUAUCGAUCACUAUCUCGGCAAAGAGAUGGUGCAGAAUUUGAUGACUUUGAGAUUCGGAAACAAGGUGUUCAAUCCGACAUGGAAUCGGGACAAUAUAGCCUCAGUGCAGAUCACGUUCAAAGAACCGUUCGGUACUCAGGGUAGAGGCGGCUAUUUUGAUGAGUUUGGUAUCAUCAGGGACGUGAUGCAGAAUCACCUGCUGCAGAUUUUGUCCCUGGUAGCUAUGGAGAAACCCGCGUCCUGCCAACCGGACGAUAUCAGAAACGAGAAGGUGAAAGUUCUCAGAUGUAUCAAAGACGUGCAGCUUGAUCAGGUGGUCCUCGGUCAGUAUGUCGGAGAUCCGGAUGCUAAAGAUCCGGAAGCACGUUCAGGCUACCUAGACGAUAAGACAGUACCAGCUGGUUCCAAUACACCGACAUUCGCGUUCGCAGUGUUAAAAAUAAACAACGAAAGGUGGGACGGAGUACCGUUUAUGCUGAGAUGCGGAAAAGCUUUAAACGAAAGGAAAGCAGAAGUUAGAGUACAAUACCAAGACGUACCAGGCGAUAUCUUUGAAGGAAAAGCAAAGAGGAACGAAUUAGUGAUGAGAGUGCAACCGGGCGAAGCGGUAUACAUUAAAAUGAUGACAAAAUCACCCGGCAUCACAUUUAACAUGGAAGAAACAGAAUUGGACUUUACUUAUAGUAGUAGAUACAAUAGUAUUAAAUUACCAGAUGCAUACGAGAGACUAAUUUUAGACGUUUUUUGCGGCUCGCAAAUGCAUUUCGUGCGAAAUGACGAGUUGCACGAAGCAUGGCGGAUAUUUACACCAUUGCUUCAUCAAAUUGAAAAGGAAAAAGUUCAGCCAAUUCCAUACAAGUAUGGAUCUCGAGGACCAAAAGAAGCCGACGACAUGGCGAAGAAAAAUAAUUUCGCGUACUAUGGCUCGUACAAAUGGGUGAAAGGGAAACCCUGAAAUCUUUGUCGACUACUGUGAUGUGGAUUUAUCACGCAAAGUACAAACUUUAAGAUAUUUAAAAAAAUAAUAUUAAAGUGACACACACAACUAUUGACUGUCACAUUCCAAAAAUUUUGAUAAAACGAUAGCAAAUAUUUUUUUACAAUUUUACAUGUAAUAUUUAUAUAUAUAUAUAUUCCGUUUUUAUUUUAUUGAUAAUGUUUAUAUAUCCGAUUUUAUCAUACAUGUGUGUGAAAAUAUAAGGUUUGUUCUUUAUCUUUGAUUUCCUGCAGUAUGGAAAGUAGUGCAGCACUGAAGUAUUCUUUUUAGCGGAAUUGACGAUUAUAUAUUUUUUGUCAUCGGUAAUGGUUUAUUGCAAUCUCUGUACUAGGUAAAUCUUGUAGUGAUAUCAAAUGUUUUCUAUAAUUUUAUAUUUUAACAUAUUUUUUUAAUUAUUCCAAAAACUAGACAUAACAUUCAGUUUUGUAAUUCAUUACAGCGUACUUUGUAAUUCAUUACAGCUUAAAAGGACAAUUUAUUAAGUUAGAUUUUCCUAAAAUGUUUAUUUCAUUAGUUAUGAUAAGUUUAUUACACACGCACUGAUAACUGUUUUUAGUCAAAAUUGGUUUUAAUGAUUAACAGAAUAAAAUUCUUUCUUUAUCUGAAGAAUCAUAUACAUAAUUGUAAAUUAUAUCAGUCGAUUUUUAAUAAUUAAAAUUAAAUAAAGUAUAUAGAAAUCAACAUGGCAGAUUAAAUCAUUCAAUCUGUCAUGCUGACUUCUGCAUAUUUUAUAUCCCAAUUUUUAUUCUUGCACUAGUAAAAUUCUGCAUAGAACUUGUCAAGAGUAAAACUAAUGUAGUCACAAAGAACAAACCUAUACAAAAAAUGUUUUACAUUUAAUAUUGAGCCUAUUUUUAAAUCAAGAUUGUGAGGGAAUGUGAGUCAGUCUUCUUGUUUAUAUCAGUUUUAUUAAAUCUUGACAAUCGAGACAUAUGUAUGGUACCAGUCGCGGCAUACUGUACAAGUGUAUUUGAUAACAUAAAUUAUACACCACUAGAGAUCUGUGUAUGAGAUUAUUGCGUGUGUAACUUAUGUUAAAUAAAUAAGAGAAAGUUGACUUGCUGUAUAGCAUA
Monomorium pharaonis (pharaoh ant) is the source of this 2953-nucleotide messenger RNA. It is a transcript of the gene Zw, whose product is annotated as glucose-6-phosphate 1-dehydrogenase. NCBI's taxonomy places the organism in Eukaryota, Metazoa, Arthropoda, Insecta, Hymenoptera, Formicidae. The coding region runs from base 270 to 1838 and encodes 522 amino acids. The record is from RefSeq and is a predicted model, not a curated record. Gene Ontology annotation, cellular component: cytosol. Gene Ontology annotation, molecular function: glucose-6-phosphate dehydrogenase activity; NADP binding. The transcript has 7 exons. Gene Ontology annotation, biological process: pentose-phosphate shunt, oxidative branch; glucose metabolic process.